GGAAAAAGUAGAGUUAAAAUUGCAUAUUCUGAAUGCAGAACUGAUUGCACUUCUAAAAACAACAAAACAUUAAGCGAAUAAGAAAUGUGCAAAGCCAAAUGAAAUAAAAACAUAAUUGAGUCUGUGAAAUUCCCAGUGGUUUUUCCAGCAGGGUGUUUUUAGAUGCGGAUCACCAGUCAUUUAAAUGCAAGGUGACAGUAAUGGGAGUAAAUUGUUGAGGUUGUUAAAGUUAUAGCUGCAGCCUCGGCAGAAAUAGGGAAAAAUCGUUUUAGUGGACGGCUGGCGGAGAGAAGAACCUCCUCUGUGGUUUGGUGGAGCUUUAAGUUAUUAUGAGUCUCUAAAUCAGAGGCUGUAAUGGAAAAAAAAAGUUUUUUUUAUCAUUCUCUUCCACAAUCUAUUGAACAUAUUGCUGUUUCUAUAAAUACAGACUGUUGCACAUCUGCAAAUGGGGCCUAAUGAAACACUGUGUUGAAACCGCACUGUUCAUUACACUGGAUGGAUUGAACAGGGUGAUGCAUGAAUGACAUAUUUGACAACAUUAAUCCUGCAGACUUGUCAAACCUCAUACAGAACAGCAGUAAUAUCAGCUGACUGUGAUUUCACAUUCUGGUUAGAAGUGUUUCUAUUUGCACUUAGAAAUGACAGGAAUAAACCAAAGGAAAUAUUUAAUCACAAAGGUAACCAAACUAUAGUAGGAGAAAGUACAAAGGAAAAAUAAGUUGAUAGUGGAAAAAUAAAAGUCUAAUGCAGUAAUAUACUUUAACACUAAACGACUGAAGGUGUACAAGACUAAUUCAUUGUUCAAUACAAGAGAUUCCUACAAAAUCCCAAAGUUUGAAAUAAAGUGCCUUUUUUCUACUCUCCCUCCCCAAUAUUAGAGGGAUUUAAUUGGAAUAAACCAAAAUGAAGUCAUGCAUAAAAAUGCGUUGAAGUAGACAUUUUUAUAAACAUCUGAAAAGUUUGGUGUGAAUACUUCUGGAAACUGAACCUCCUUUCCAGUUUGAAGUCCGUUGCGGGAUGUUUGACUUCUCAUCAACUAUUGCCAGGCGGUUCCUCGACCCUGCUGAGCUAGACUUCUUCCCUCAACAUGAUGCUGCCACUACCAUGUUUAACUGAUGGAUGUUGUGUUAAGGGUGAAGUGCAGAGUUAGCUAAUGUUGGUCUCAUCUGGUAAGAUUGCCUCUUCUUACCAAUUUCCUGGUACAAAGAAACUGAUGUGUAACUUCAAUGUCACCUUAUAUUUGUGCACUUCUUUGUGUUGGUUUAUUCUAUUAAAAUCCCCCAGAAAAACAUGGAAGUUUGUGAUUGUAAUCUGACAAGAUGUGAGAAAAGUCUCAUCGAUGUACCUCUUCUCUUGAAUUAUGACUUGUAAUGUAUUUUUCAACAUGUGAAUUAUGACCAAAGUCUUGAAUAAAAGCAUGCGCACAAUAUAUAUACUUUUCAGAAUAAUAGUGUUUCUUUCCAUCUUGCUUGAUGUUUUUAUUUGGUCAAGAGAAGCUCAUUUCUUGUUUCCUUUUUGCGGUUUGUAUCUCCUGCUUUCUGCUGGGUCAGCUUCAGCAGGAACAGAGGGAGACCAGCAGCUUUAAACUGCUUUAACAUAAAUCAAUGGCUCAUUCCAGGUAAAUCUCAAUCUGACGUCCAGUCCUGAGCAGAUGUUAGGGUUGCCCCCUAGCGGCUGGAGAUCAGCUGGAAUCUUUUGCUUUACAAUGCCGCUAUUUUCAUCACUAUUAACCAUUUUCUGCAUCCUUUAUUUGAUUGGUUGCACGAUUCCACCCACGUAGCCUGUUUUCUUUUAACGAAUGCUCUGUGGCUUUUAAUUACGGCCAAUUAAAAUACAUCCUGAACAAAUCGACACUUUUAAAGUCCAGUUCUUUAAGGUUUGAUGGAGACGACGAAUUUCAUCUUCAAGCCUAGAUCUUUGAAGUUGCUGUGAGGGGCUGAUGAAAGCUCUUGGUUGUGGCGUUUGAAGUGCGCACAGCAGCUGGCUUUGUGUUCGUGGGGCUCCUCCCGUUUCUGUGAUGAAGUUCGGAUGCGCGUCACCAAAGCAGCGCGCACAGCUGAGGAGCUUCCCCGACGCCACGCCACGGCACGAGAGAUGGGGAGAUGCGUGGAUCACGAUCACGGGAGGCUUCGAAUGUGACAUUGCCCCGUCGUUUGUACUUCCACAGAACGCGUUGCCACCCUUUGUGUGAGCACUGACCGAGCUGAUCUGGAUUCAGAAGACCCAGCAGCACCUAUCCCCCCCCCUAUCCACAAACCUUCCUGGGCUGCGUGGACCGUGAAAAACCUCUCGGAUCGGUUUUAGUUUUACUCCCAACAGAUCGUGCGUGCGUUUUGAAAACAAAAUUGGAUCCGGGAAAUGUUGGCAUGGCCGCCUCGGGAGCUCAUAAGUGUCCGAAGAGUGAGAAGUUGGACGAGGCGCAGGCUCUGGCCAAGAGCUGCGCGGGGAGACCAGACUUCCUGCCGUGUGAUGGACUCUCCAUCUGCGCGACGCACAGCCACGGGAAGUGCUUCAAGCUGCACUGGUGCUGCCACUUGGGCUGGUGUCACUGUAAGUACGUGUACCAGCCCAUGACCAAUGUGUGCCAUCUGCCCAGCACAGCUGUGCCGCCCGUCGGUUCAGAGUGCAGCGACACCAUGGACCUCUCCGUCUCUCUGGCCGAGCGCUUCCUGAAGCUGGCGCCCAGCUUCCAGUCUCCGCCUCACCUGGAGUCUCCCAAGUACUGUGUCAUCGCGGAUCUGUUUGUGGACGACUACAUUGUCAAACGGAUCAAUGGGAAGAUGUGCUACGUGCAGCGGCCCCUGCCUCCCUUACCGGAACCGCCUCGACCUCCCACCCCUCAGCCGCCCGCUCCAGCUACACCUCAAAUGCCCCCUAAUCCCAGUCCGCCCGAGCAGCCGAUGAGCCCGAAGCGGCAGGCUCCUGCUCCGCCGGUCCCACAGCCGUACAGCGAACAGAAACACCUCUCCACUGUCGAGAAACUAAAAGGCCCUAAAAUGGACCACUGCUCGUCCCCGUCCAGCUCCGAGGACUCCGGUAUCAACGCGCUGGGCCUCCACUUCCUGGAGUCCUGCGAGGAGGGAAGUGAGGACGAGGAGGAUGAGUUGAGCACAGAUGGAAACUCGAGCCCUGGUAGCCUCUGGGACCAGGACGACUGUUCUCUUCUCUCCCCCUCCAAGUCAAUGAUAGAGAUCAUCGAAAAGAUUGAAACAACAGUCUAACUGACAUACAGAAACCACUUGUGAGGAGGACCAACGGAGCGGUGUCCAACAGAGAACAGCACUCCGGGAUUUCAUUUUCCACGGACUCACAGGGAGCUCAAUCUAGUGGUUCUGUACGGUAUUGGCAAGGUUGCUUCAGGCUGAAUUUCUUCUCCUGCAUGUGGCUGAAGACUAUACAGCCACAAAUUUCACAGAGCCUCUUUUCUGCCCAAUCCCCCUGCAUGGAGUUCAUUUCUGAGACUUAUCGGAAUCAAGGAGGAAGCACAAAAAUCUCAAGGAUGUGAACAGUGGACAGAAAUUUAAGAGUAGAGUAGAAACACRUCAAAACAGACACGAGAGAUAUAAACGAUAGGGUUUUUUGUGAUUUUCUUGUGUAGGUAAGUUAUGGGAGCUACAUUAUGUAGGAACAAAUUUGUUCUCUGACGACAACGAACAGUGAGGUAACUCUUGGUGUUCUCCAAUUGUCAGUCUUCAGUCUCAUUCAACCUCCAUGUCAUCUCUUAUUCACUGGUAAGCGACUCCACCCACACACACGCUACUAAUUCUGACACUUUAGCGUAAUGAUUGCCAGGCCGGCUACCUCUCAUGAACCUCGAGCACAUCAGGCUUUUAACUCGUUAAAGACUCUCCUCCGAGCUGCUCAGACGCUGCCUGCUUCUGUCGCAUUAGGGAAAAAAAAAAGCUUUCAGAGGUCACAAUUCAUCCGCACUUUACCGACGCCAUCACAGGCGGCAGGUAGGUCGGGAUCUGACAAUCAAGAAUUACACAGAAGCACAUUGCUACACGGUAGCUGCCACUAAAGACCACUUCUACGACUAAUUACCACACAUUACUAUGUUCUUCUGACCACCUUUGUUUGAUCAAACUUAUCUAAACUGUAGAUCACAGGUCAGAUUUUUAAAAGUUGGGUUCUGUGGAGAGCGUUUGAGUAGUCGGUGUGCUACACUUACCGGUAGGUGGGUAACAAUAAAUACAGCUCACUAAAGAAAACAAUAUGAUUAUAGGUUCAUGAGGACAAGACAAGAAGAGAUUUUAACUGGAUUUUGGGGAAACAAGGAAUGACCUACGUUUCUGUUUUCACAUAUAAUGUAAAGGUUUUACAAACCACAAAGUAUCUUAUCUGUAUGGGAUAUUCUACUCCAGGUUAUUCUGGUUGAUAUGUUAUGGUUUCCAUACAUGUCUAAAUCUAAGGGGGUCCAAAUUCACAUAGAAACAUUUAAAAUGUGAUAUAUUGCACACAAGCAGAGUUAAGGUUUCAGACUGUGCUUUUUAGAAUCUCUCUACAGUGAAAAACCAUCCAUUUCAAGCUUGAUCAAUCUAUGCAUUUUACAUUUUUGAAUUAACAUACAGCAGUACAGAAUAGGAUACAUAAAAUAUCUAAGAUAUAGAAUAAUAAAAUAUAGGAACAGAAAUUAGAAAUUAUGAAAGAGUCCUGAGUCAUUUAAAAAACAUUGUUUUCCUUUGCUUUAGCAUCAACAGGAAGCUGCAAAGCGGACAGUAAUGUUUGCAUAGCCAUUAACUGUUAGCUAUACGUAUAUUCCCAUAAUGUUUACAAACUAUUCAUAAUUUAUCUGUUACUCUUCCAACUUUUCUGCUGAGUAGCUAAAAUCCUGCUAGUUAAGAGAUUUAAAAGUGGUGGAGGUUUUUCAGUGCUGUGGUUUACCAACCCGACAGCGUCUGCAUUAGCUAACUUUGUCAACAGAACAGUGCAACAGCUCAAUAACUACUUCCUCUCAUACUUCAAAAUAAGUCUUAAGUAUAUAAAUGGAACAGGGUACUAAGAUUAGUACCUCACCAUUUCAUCCAGUGCUCAGAAUAAUAGCUUACAUUUAUUUUGACAGAUUGUCACAAGCUGGCAGCAGCUGGAUAGCUGGAUAGACUACUAAGAUAUUGGAUUUGAUGAGAAAUAUUGUGACAUUUUAUUGUCUUGAGAUCUGGUACCAGAAGAUCUUAUUACACCACUGCUUAACAGAGGUAGAUUUCUGUUUUUAGAUGUCAGAAACUCACUUUGGUUUGGGCCCUAAACCGAUGUAUGGAAAGCCAAUUAGCAAUAUCUAAAUAUGUAGUUUUUAAAAACUUGUACUUUUUUCCAUCUGUUAUGCAGUUUAAUAUUUUUUUAUAUGAAAUAGUACCAGAAUGACCCUAGUUUUCUUUUAAUAAAUAAAGUGUCGAGUUGUGGAUUAAUGCCACCCUCCCAACCAUUGCUGUGUACUGCUAUUCAGCUGGCUGCCUUUUUUCCCUCUCACAAGCUUUUAGCAGGAUGUAUGUUAAUUCUGGCUAAUAAACUAGGCGACCUAAGACUGCUAUUCUUGUGUUUUGCAAAACUCAUUAGAAAAAGACACAUUUCUUUGUUUUUGCUUAGGUUGAUAAAUCACAAUCACAAUAUUUUAACUGAAAUAAUCAAUCUAUCCAUUCAUCCAUCAAUCCAUCAUUUAUACCCAUUUAUGCUUUUAAGGUUUAUUGGGAGGUUGGUGUCUUUCUCCAGCAGUCAUGAUCUAAAUAAACGUAAAUAAUGGUAUUUAGGUAAGUCUAUAUAUUUUUAUCUGCUUUAUUUAAUCUAAAUACCGUUUUUGCUCAAGGGUAUUGUACCAUGAGAGUGUGUGCAGAGAACUAAUUUCUGUUCCUGCAGACUGAGCUAGCUCAGGUAGCUAUCUACUGCAAGCAGAAUACUGACUGCUCACAACAACUCCACAGAACCCCAGUUCAAAUAAUUUGAGCCAUCCUAUUAAAAUAGAUCUUUUAUAAAGAGCCAGAUAUUGAAAUUGCUUCAACAUAUCUCUGGCACUGCAAAUGUAGGAGAAUGCUAAAGACUACUAAGAUACAUGAUAUUGGCUCAAAUUGUCUAAUGUAUUCUUUUAAAUCACUAUUAUAACAUGACUGCAUAUUCAUUGGCUUUUUGGUGCUAUUAAUGCAUCUAUUAUGAUGAAUCGAAGGAGUAGGCAGGGAAAGAAGUAGAUUAGAAUAGUUUGUCACAGUUAGUUUGUACUAUUGGACAGAAAUAAUCACUUAUUGCACCUUUAGAGGGAUAUUACAAUGUGAGAUGGGAUGUUGCAUAGGUGUUGUGAUGUGGUUGAUAUAACAAGACGUGAGCCAGCCCUUUUAUUAGUUGGUUAAAUUAAGCGGGCUGGAAUUUUAUUUUUUUCCAUUUCUUUUUUCCUUUUACUUUAGUUUUGUUUUUACAGUUCAUUUGUCAAAAGCUAUCAGCAAAAAUUACCAAAAUCUUCACAAGUGUUGCUGAAUUUCCUUAAGCACAGAAAGCAGAAGUCAUUUUGCAUGACUGCAUUUGUUCUAGCAAAUAUAUGAUAUAUCUAUAAAUAGUUUAACAAAUUUUGUGAUUCUGUGUGAAAAAGAUAAGACGACUCCUAAAUCAGGGUGACAUCUCGUGGAGCAGAAUCCUUAUUAAUGCAGUUCAAAAUGUAUGUUACGUUCUUAUUAUUGUUAUAUUAUUUUCAUAUGAAUAAAUCUUAUGAAACUGA
Molecule: messenger RNA, 6697 nt
Organism: Poecilia reticulata (guppy)
Lineage: Eukaryota; Metazoa; Chordata; Actinopteri; Cyprinodontiformes; Poeciliidae
Product: UPF0524 protein C3orf70 homolog B
Biological process (GO): nervous system development
Source: RefSeq, a predicted model, not a curated record